CAACUCCGUCCUCAGAUAAUGCGCUCGCACAUCGCAUUCCACAGAUUCAAUGACACAAGGAUAGCUGCCCCUUUGAUAUUUUCAUAAAACUUUCGUUUUCCACGGAGACUCCUGAACAACUGGGAUUCAGCGGGAUAGCCUACUUUGUUUCGGGUUUUUUUACCUUUCCCCCCCCAUAGGUUGGUUGUUUUUGCACUAGUUGUUCCAUUUUCAUUCCAUUUACCUACGGGACUGCAAGGCGUUAUUUUUGUAUAAGCUGUAAAUAGUAACAUAUUUAACGUUUUGAACUUACGUCAAAGUCAACUUUGCACAUUUCAGUGGCAAACUUUAAAAAAGAAAAUCACAGUAGUUUCUUUUUCUUGAACCGAAGUAAAGCGACAAUGGCAGGCACCAGUUCUUUGGACGCAGUUAAAAGGAAAAUUCAGGCGUUGCAACAACAAGCCGACGAUGCGGAGGAUCGGGCUUUGGCUUAUCAGAGAGAGUUGGACUGUGAACGAGAGCUUCGGGAAAAAGCUGAAGGAGAUGUAGCAGCCCUGAACCGUAGGAUCCAGCUGGUGGAGGAGGAGCUGGAUCGGGCCCAGGAGCGGCUGGCCACGGCGCUGCAGAAGCUGGAGGAGGCCGAGAAAGCGGCGGACGAGAGCGAGAGAGGGAUGAAGGUGAUUGAGAACCGGGCAAUGAAAGAUGAGGAGAAGAUGGAGAUCCAGGAGAUGCAGCUGAAAGAGGCCAAGCACAUUGCUGAGGAGGCUGACCGUAAAUACGAGGAGGUGGCCCGUAAACUGGUGAUUCUGGAGGGAGAGCUGGAACGUGCUGAAGAGAGAGCAGAGGUGGCUGAACUGAAGGCCAGUGACCUGGAGGAAGAACUGAAAAACGUAACCAACAACCUCAAAUCUCUGGAGGCUCAGGCUGAGAAAUACUCAGAAAAAGAAGACAAAUAUGAGGAAGAGAUUAAGGUUCUCAGCGACAAGCUGAAAGAGGCGGAGACUCGUGCAGAGUUUGCUGAGAGGACAGUGGCCAAACUGGAAAAGUCCAUCGACGAUCUGGAAGAAAAACUUUCUUCUGCCAAAGAGGAGAACUUGGGAAUGCACCAGGUCCUGGACCAAACUCUACUGGAGCUCAACAGCUUAUAAGAGAAAGAGGAGGAAGAGCCUGGAAGAAACGGAUCACCAUUCAACGACAUUCCACGAAUAUUCGACUCCAUUCCAUGUUUCAAGCUGUAAAGUCCUCGGAAAGAGGGUUUAAAAUGAAUGCUUGUGUCUGUGAUAGGUUUUCUCUCUCCCCCUUCUCAGCUUUACUCUCUUUUCUUAAUGUCUUCACCAAAGGAGGAAAAAAACACCCUCUUAUUCUGAUGAGUUCACAGCAUUUGUGUUUUCUGAAAGAUGUUAGCUGUUUUUUUUUUUUAUUUUU
Molecule: messenger RNA, 1404 nt
Organism: Chanos chanos (milkfish)
Lineage: Eukaryota; Metazoa; Chordata; Actinopteri; Gonorynchiformes; Chanidae
Gene: tpm4a
Product: tropomyosin 4a
Exons: 8
Coding region: 381-1127 (248 amino acids)
Source: RefSeq, a predicted model, not a curated record